GAGAGGGCAGGGGAAGGGAGAGGAGUUGAAGGUUCCGGGCAAAGUUCUCCAACAUGCCUGUGCGCUGUCGCGGGACAUAACAAAUAUGUCUUCGUCGCUCGGUAAGGACACCUUCCUCCUGCCCCGAGUGGGGAGAAGGAGAAACAAUGGAGAGCGGGCGCCUUUGAGUGUUCCUGGCCGGUUCUGACUGAAAAUUGUCACGUUGCUCCUGUUUUGGUUUCUUUCGGGCGGUAGCAGCAGCAGCAGCAGCGGCCGUCUGGCUCUUCCUCCUUAGGGGUGGAGGAGGUACCGGGCGUCCCUCCUUCUCCGACCACGUCAUGGGGUCCUCUCCUUUGCGGGAGCAACUGCUCCUUCUCCCACAGACAUAUACAUGUGCUGGGUGCGCGACCAGGCCAGGUGUAAACAUCUGACCUGCCUGCCUUCAUAGCAGCGUCUCACACCGCCGGGACUGGAACAGGCUGGCCCUUCGCCGACGCGCUCUCAAAGAAAAGCUUCUCCUUCAUCCUUGCAUAGAAAUAGCUGCAUAAUUAACCAGAAAUGUGACUAGAGCAGCAUUGAUACAAAAAUGGGAAAUAACUAUUCAGAUGUAACCAAUCAGAUUACAUAGUGACUACAAAGUAUCCUACAAUCCAUCACAAAGAAAACAGGAUACGGAGGAAUACAAAAGAAUGAAGAAACAUAAGUGCUCUUAUAAUUAUCCAACACGCCGGAAUCUCUUGAUCCUAUUUUUAACAGUGUGGCUGCUCUUGCUUCUGAAACUUCUCAAAGUUGAGCAACUGUUUUUUCCUCACAAAGAUAUUUACUUAGUAGAACCCUUGUUAAGCACAUCACCAUUUGUGAAAAACAGGUAUACUUUUUCCAGAAAAGAUACCCAGUAUGAUAUUAACUGUUCCUUCAUAUACAACCAGGAACCUGUGGAGAUUGGAAAGUCUUUAGAGAUAAAGAAAAAAUCUAUUAUUGAUUUAGAUGAUGAAGAUGUUGUAACAAUGACUAGUGACUGUCAGGUAUACCGUGCAAUUAGAAGAUAUCACCUAAAACCUCUUUCUGUGAAAGAGGAAAAAUUUCCAAUAGCUUAUUCUCUGGUUGUUCACAAAGAUGCCAUAAUGGUUGAGAGGCUGAUCCAUACGAUAUACAGCCAUCAAAAUGUUUACUGUAUCCAUUAUGACAAAAAGUCAUCUAGCACUUUCAAGAAUGCUUUGGAUAAUCUAGCCAAAUGUUUCCCCAAUAUUUUCAUUGCAUCCAAAUUGGAAGUGGUGGAAUAUGCCUCUAUUUCAAGGCUCCAAGCAGAUUUGAAUUGCUUAAAUGAUUUGCUUAAGUCCUCCAUUCCAUGGAAGUAUGUAAUCAAUUUAUGCGGCCAAGAUUUUCCUCUGAGAUCAAACUUCGAGCUGGUAUCUGAACUUAAGAAAUUAAAUGGAGGAAACAUGCUGGAGACUGUCAAACCAAGCAGCAGUAAAAAGGAAAGAUUUACCUAUCACUAUGAACUUCAGAAAAGUCCUUAUGAAUACAUGAAGAUGCCUGUGAAGACUAAUGUCUCUAAGGACCGGCCACCCCACAAUAUUGAAGUUUUUGUAGGCAGUGCCUAUUUUGUGUUAUGUCGAGCGUUUGUAGAAUAUGUCCUCGAAAGUUCCAUUGCUCAAGAUUUUUUUGAAUGGUCAAAGGACACUUACUCACCUGAUGAACAUUUCUGGGCAACCCUUGUUCGUGUUCCUGGAACACCUGGACAAGUUUCAAGGACAGCUCAGGAUAUCACAGAUCUUCAGAGCAAAACUCGUUUAGUAAAAUGGAACUACCUUGAGGACCAUCUCUAUCCUCCCUGUACUGGUACUCAUCUCCGCAGUGUGUGCAUCUAUGGAGCUGCAGAACUGAAAUGGCUUAUCAGCUAUGGACACUGGUUUGCCAAUAAAGUUGACUCAAAAGUGGAUCCAGUUUUAAUAAAAUGUUUGGCAGAAAAACUUGCAGAUCAGCAGAAGGAAUGGGUUGGCUUAUCUUCUGAAAAACUUUUUAUGCAUAGGACGCUUACAGAUGUCUCAUAACAAUAUAGCAUUGAAGGCAUAUAACAACAACAAUAUUUGACUUUUGCAACUUUUAAAAUAUUAAAUUGCUGGAUUGAGCCAUAUCACUCAUCAGAUGCAACUCUCUUUAUGUGCAAUUAAAGAAUAGGUGUAUUAGGUGAGCAGCUGUCCCUGGAGCAUCCUUGGAGCAGAGGUGGGACAUUGAAAGUGAGAUGCACCCGGCAGUGCUUAAAAGACCAAAGAACCUGAUUCUUGCUGGCUUAAUCCAGUGGUUCUCAAUAUUUUUGAACUUGGCAUCCCCUUACACAUUUACUUUACCUUCUGUCACCAGCAUCCCAAAACCCUAGACCAACACAGAGUAUUCUUGUAUGUUAUCACGUGCAUACAAACUGCAUGCAAGGACCUAUAGACAGAGGGUACUAAUCCAUUAACAUUAGAAGAAAAAAAGAAGAGGACAGCUCUGACUCCCCUCCCACCAAAAAAAUAAGCAGGGAAACAUGGUUGAAACAAAGCAACAGUUAUUCCCAAACCAGUUUAUGAUGAUGAAGCAGCACAGAAUAAUAAAACCCACAAAUUGAAUGAAGCUCAGUCCUCCACUAGGGGUAUUCAACCUACUCAGGUCUUGGCUGGUGUUGGUCAGAAUGAGCUUUAUGUCUCUUCAUUUCAUCCCCUCCAGGAGGCGCCCACUGUAUAGUUUGAGAACCACUGGUUUAACCCACAUAAAGGACUAGGUCAGAUUCUACUCAUGAUUAUGCCUAUACUCUCCAUGCUUACAAUAGUACUUUAUCUUGAACUUUGUAUAGUCAUUACAUUGCACUUUGUACAGCCAUUUGAUUAUUCCUAUGCAAAGUGAUUGUAAAAUGUUACCAAAUCCACUCGGUGCUGUUAAAGCUGAAUGCAUCUGGAGGCCAAGAGUGCACAAUCAAGGAUCAUGUUAAUUAAAGUUACAUGCCAUGCCUUUGA
Messenger RNA from Rhineura floridana, 2975 nucleotides. RefSeq names its product glucosaminyl (N-acetyl) transferase 4 (gene GCNT4). The record is from RefSeq and is a predicted model, not a curated record. Bases 669 to 2033 code for a protein of 454 amino acids. Gene Ontology annotation, cellular component: membrane. NCBI's taxonomy places the organism in Eukaryota, Metazoa, Chordata, Lepidosauria, Squamata, Rhineuridae. The transcript is spliced from 3 exons. Gene Ontology annotation, molecular function: acetylglucosaminyltransferase activity.